CCGGGUGCGGGGAGCCCGAGCCGGCGGCGCCCGCGCGCCCGAGCCGGGCGCUGGACGAGGUGGGAGCGGGCCCGGGUGCCGGGCGCCGGGGCCCCGCUUGCCCGGGGCUGGUGGCCGGAGGCUCGGCGGGGCGCUGUCGGGCGGCGCGGGGCAGGGACCCCGGCGUGGUGUCGCAGGGGCGGCGGCGGGGAUGGCGCGCGCGGAGCCCCGGCCGGGCGGGCCCAGGAGCGGCGCGGCGGGCGCUGCCCCGGCCCGGCCCUGCUGAGCGGCGCGGCGCGGCGCGGCGCGGCGGGCCUGGCUCGCGGGAGCCAUGGUGCCGCUGGUGGCGGAGCAGCUGCAGACGCGGGCGCUGGAGGAGCCGACACGCGCGUCCUUCGGCAUCCGCCCGGCCCCGAUCCUACCCUUGCUCCUCCUCCCAGCUGAGUUUGUAUCCUGCUGUGCCAGCCCAGCAAUGAAGCAGCAUUGGGAAUCAGAAGGUGGACUUAAUUAAUUACUAAGGAGUAAACUGUGAUUUAAACCGUCAGUCUUAACUUUGUUUUGUGUUUGUGCUGUUAGUCUUUCUUUAGAAAAGUAGCUCAUUUUAAUUGGAGGGUAACAAUUUAAAAACACAUUGAUCUGCAACUAAAUGUAGCUCUUACACUGAAGUUGGUAUUCUUUGCUAGCCAGGAAGAUGCGCAAAAUCUGUAUGCGAUUUUUCUAAGCAAUUAUAUAUCUUAACCUGCACUUAUUCAAAUUCUUAAUUUUUGAUAGUUCUACAUUUAUGUUAGAAAUGAUAAAUUAUGCAUUUCCUUGUUAGUCUUCUUUCUUGUGGCUUAUAUCAACUUGAAUGGAAAUGAAAAUACAUGAAAUUCCAUUUAAAACGCUGCUUUUUUAUUAGCCAAUUAAAACUGCCUUAAAUAUACUGGGUAUAUACACUUUUAUUUUUUUUUGUUUAAAACAAAUUUUACGUUUAAAAGAGAACCCAACGUAUUAAACAGAGGAAGCAUGAACUGUAGUGAGUGAAUUGACCAAUUUGUUUCUGGUCACCCUGUGACAGAUAAGUUCUCAGCGGCAUUUUCAAAGGCAGGCAUCUUGGGCAGGCCAGUAGGUGCAGAAAUCCAUGAGAGGUAUGUCCUAAUGUGUUUAGGAUUUUCAAAAGCAGCUAUUAGGUAGUUCUCUGCAUUUUAGGUAUAUAAAUACCAUGUCCUUCAAGUUGUUGCGAACAGUAGAUCUCAUUGUGUCCCACCUGGAUUCCCUUCUUGCCUUGGAAGAGAACUAGUUUUCCUGCUCUUUCAAUCCCGACCCGACCCGAGGGAGGGCUCUUUGUGCCCAAUAGCUUGUCUCGCCACAGUUGCCCAGUAACAGAUAUCACCAACGACCCCUUGCUGCCUGCAGAUUUCCUAACUCCCCAGGGCUACGACACCACUCCAGCCCCUAGUCACUUUGAACUUUGUGAAUGAGCUAGUGCAAAUGAAGAAAAUAGUCUCUCUGUACCUGCCAGCUAAACUGAAAUGCAAAGGACUUCAGGCAAAAGCUUUUCUCCACAACAGAAAAUGAAAGUACUGACAUCUGGAAAAGCAUAAACAACUGCAUUUCCUUCACUGUAGACUGGAAAUCACAGGCUGGAUUGAGUAUCUGUUACAUUGUGACACAUUUCUAAAGCAUAAAUUGACCUCAGAAAUUAAAGAGGUUUCCCCCUCAUUCUGCAUGCAACUACAAAUAGUAGUAUCCUCAACAUGGUCAUGUUUGAGGAAGGGUUAUUGACAAAGCCUGUUUAUUUAAACUAUUGUAAUAGAUUGUAGCAAACGUAGGUUUUAACUUAGGAUUUCAUAAUGAAUUCCAAAUAGGCUUAAUUCAAAAAGAAUAUUUGAAUAUAACUUUCUGCACCCCAGGGGUCAGUAUCUAGAGGAUGAGGAGCCUGCUGGCUCAGUUGAUGGCUAGGCUUAGGCACUAAAUCCUGGAGGAGAAAGGUUGGAGCCGCUGUUGCACCGGUAUAGGGUGAUGUGUGAGAGAUGCGUGUCUGUGUAGCCAGCUCCUGGUCCAGACCAUCGGGCUCAUCAGUGCAGUGAUAAGUGCCACAGAUCCGUGCAUGCAUCCAGCAUCUGAAAACCAUCUAAACCAUUUUUCCCUUUCCCUGUUGCUGUGCUGCCCUACGCCCAAGACAACAUGGAGAGUGAAUGAGAAAAGAAAGCAACAACUGGUAAACGGCUAUCAAAUGGCAAACUGAAGUGAAUUGCUGAGUUGUUAGGAUCGGGAAGGUUACCUGUAGCCAGCUGAGGGGAAGGUUCUGGCAGAUGAGCCAGGGGUGUUUGAAGUGGGCCAGGUGGUUAUGACCCUCCUAGGUGGUUGUGAGCCCUGGAGUGAAAGCUGAGAUUGUACAUAAAGCAAUGGAUUAAGCCUGCACCUGCCAGAGAGGUGACUUGCCCUGACAAGAAGGUGAGUGUGCAUUUCAGACUCGCUGCCUGGUUGGGGACGUUAGUAAUGUAAGUGUUGGGUGCUACUAGAUAAGGUGCACGCUGACCAUGCCCCCCACCCCUUGCUGUUCUCGGCUACACAGGUUUGUAUCCUGUCCCCAUCCUUGUAGUCUGAGUGCUUUCCAGUCUUGCUUCGUGUGGUCUAAUGGACAUCUGUCAGCUGGUUUGUUUCCACUGGCCCUUGUUUCAGGAUGUACGGAGAACCAUGGCCUGACCAGGCAGACGUGACCCGCUGUGGCAGCCCUUCCCUGCUCAUGUCUGAAAGGGCUUCCUGGAGGGACCGGCUCCUCUGUCCUCGAAUCCACCUUCAGGACAACGUAAGCUUCGGCUACCGCCGCCCCAGCCUGGGCCUGCCGCCUCGCGGCCAGAGCAGCUGCCCGCCGGGCAGCCCCGUGUCCCCCGCGCUGGCCGCAGACCCGCGCACCUCGGAGAAGGCGUCGGUGCCCCCUUCCAAGCGGCACUGCCGCUCGCUCUCGGUGCCCGAGGAUCUCUCCCGCUGGCGGCCGCUCGGCUCCCGCGUGUGGACGGCCGUGCAGCAGCGGCGCAGCGGCGCAGCGGGCGCGCUGGCAGCGCCGCGCCCCCGCCAGCCCCCGCCGGGCCCGGGCCCGGGCCCCCCCAGCACCCCGCCGCGGCCGCGCAGCCCCCCCUUCUUCAGCUUGGCCCUGGCCCUGCCGCGGGAGGCCUGGGACGGCGGAGAAGCCCCGCAGCCCUUCCCGCUGCAGCGGCGCUUCUCCUUGUCGCCGCGGAGCUCGGCCUCCUGCGCGCCCGCGCCGCGCCCGCGCAGCCGCUCGCAGCCCUGCGACCUGGGCGCCAGGAAGAGCGGCCUCAAGCGGCGCCACGAUGAGCGCGUGAGCCGGCGCCGGCCCGCGCUCGACUUCCACAAGAUGAACCAGGUAGGGAGCGCGGGGCGCGGGCGCGGCCGGGCGGGGGAGGCCGCGGGCGGCGCUGACGCUCGGGCCCGUUCGCAGACGCAGCUGCCCGGAGGCGCCCGCGGCCCGGCCCCCGCGCCCCGGCCCUGCAGCCCCCCGGGCGGCGGCGCGGCGCGGAGCGGCUGCGGCAGCGCCGAGGAGGACGAGGAGGAGGACGAGGAGGAGGAGGAGGAGCGCGGGCGGCGCUGGGCCGGGGCCGGGGCCGGGCCCGAGGAGCCGCCGCUGCGCCGGGACCUCGGCGACCUGGACCUGGCGCUCAUCGAGGAGAACUAGGGCGAGCGGCCCGGACCCGCCCAGCCGGGGGCGCCCGCGGGCCGGAAGCGGAAGUGGGGCGCGCU
Alligator mississippiensis (American alligator) is the source of this 3720-nucleotide messenger RNA. It is a transcript of the gene FAM53C, whose product is annotated as family with sequence similarity 53 member C. The record is from RefSeq and is a predicted model, not a curated record. The transcript has 4 exons. Gene Ontology annotation, biological process: protein import into nucleus. Gene Ontology annotation, cellular component: nucleus. Lineage: Eukaryota; Metazoa; Chordata; Crocodylia; Alligatoridae. The coding region runs from base 2645 to 3655 and encodes 336 amino acids.